AUGGCGUUAUCCAAGGUUUGGAUGUCCCUAUUCUUGAUCGUGAUCACUUUAGCUGGAUCGAUCUGUGAAGAGGAAUCGGAAUCUAAAGAGUUCGUUGUCACGUUAGACCACUCCAAUUUUACUGAUUUCGUAGCGAAACAUAAGUUCGUCGUCGUGGAGUUUUACGCACCCUGGUGUGGUCACUGCAAGAAACUCGCUCCUGAGUAUGAGAAAGCUGCGGCUAUUUUGAGCAAGGAUGAUCCUCCAGUUGUGUUAGCCAAAGUUGAUGCCAAUGAGGAGAAAAAUAAACCUCUUGCCAGUGAGUAUGAAAUUCAAGGUUUUCCCACAGUUAAAAUUUUGAGAUAUGGAGGCAGUGUUGUUCAAGACUAUAAAGGACCUCGUGAGGCUGAUGGCAUUGUAACUUAUUUGAAAAAACAAAGUGGCCCUGCAUCCAAUGAAAUUAAAUCCCAUGAAGAUGCUACCUCUGUGAUCGACGACAAUAAGAUACUUGUGGUUGGAAUAUUCCCGGAAUUUUCUGGGGAGCAGUUUGAGAACUUCACUACUUUGGCUGAGAGAUUGCGUUCUGACUAUGAGUUUGGUCAUACUUUGGAUGCUAAGCUCCUUCCUCGUGGGGAUGCAUCUGUUGCUGGACCAAUUGUUAGGCUGUUCAAGCCUUUUGAUGAACUAUUUGUCGAUUUUAAGGACUUUGAUGUGGAUGCUUUAGUGAAAUCUGUUGAAGAAACAAGUAUUCCUACUGUUACUAUCUUUAACAAGGACCCAAAGAACCAUCCAUUUGUUGUCAAAUUCUUCAACAGCCCCAACUCCAAGGCAAUGUUAUUCCUGAACUUCAGCAGUGAGCAUCAUGAUGCUUUUAGAUCAAAAUAUCAUGUUGUUUCUGAGCAGUUUAAGGGCAAGGGCCUAAGUUUUCUAAUGGGUGAUAUCGAGGCUAGUCAAGGUGCUUUCCAGUAUUUUGGGAUUAAGGACGAUCAGGUUCCUUUGAUAAUCAUACAGACAAAUGAUGGAAAGAAAUAUCUAAAGCCAAAUGUUGAGCCUGAUCAGAUUGCAGCAUGGGUCAAGGACUUUACGGACGGUAAUGUGCAACCAUACAAAAAGUCAGAGCCCAUUCCGGAGGCCAACGAUGAACCUGUUAAGGUGGUGGUUGCUGACAACUUUCAGGACAUUGUCUUCAACUCAGGGAAAAAUGUUCUAUUGGAGUUCUAUGCUCCGUGGUGCGGACACUGCAAAAAAUUAGCUCCAAUUUUGGAUGAAGUUGCCGUAUCAUUUGAAAGUGAUCCUGAUGUUAUCAUUGCUAAAAUUGAUGCUACUGCAAAUGAUAUCCCAAAUGAAACUUUUGACGUUAAAGAAUCGUGCUGCGGUUGCAGAACCAGAAUCAAGAAAGGAGGAGCUGUAAUUAUGGUGGAGCAUCAUCAUUAUAUUUGUGGAAUGUCCUUUCGUGAAAAAAAAAAAGGAUGA
This is a messenger RNA of Fraxinus pennsylvanica, 1452 nucleotides long. NCBI's taxonomy places the organism in Eukaryota, Viridiplantae, Streptophyta, Magnoliopsida, Lamiales, Oleaceae. The record is from the annotation of a GenBank genome assembly.